AUGGUCAAGACGUAUUCUACCGGCACUUCAUCACACGGUGACGUAGGUAAAGCCGGGAACCAAGAGACUCGCGCUCUACAGUAUGCCGUGCCAGCGAACUGCCUACUACUCGCGGCAUUAUCAUUACUGAUACCGGCUGGACCGUUAUCAGCAGCUAUGAUGUUGGAUGCAUUCCUUUUGGCAAUGGCCGCUAUCGGAAUUAGCGGUCAUGCAGCUGUACUCAUUGUACCGAAUAUGGCCAUCAAGAUUCUUCUUCUGCUCAUUAUGUUGUUCAUAGGGUGCGUAUCCAUUGAUACAUUUCAUGCUCACUACAUCAAGGAGGCGGUCGGUAUUGUUGGAGAACCUGAGGUACUAACUCAGUCACCGGUGUCAUUAUGGCGUAGUGUUGUUCAUAAUUAUCCAUCUCUACCGCUAUGGAUUAUUGCAUUUGUACUCAUCAUUAUUGUUGAAAUUAGGUUGUUUUUUUGCGCAUGGUACAGAAUCGCGUUCAGCAGUUAUGAAGGAGAUGUCAAAGACAUUGAAAGGCGCCCUCCAUCGUAUGCCUACUGUAUUUCCCAUUCCACUCCCUCGGUAUGUGUUUCUGCAGACGAAUUGCCGUCAUAUGAAGAAGCAAUACGUCGAAGCAGUGUCCCAAAGCCGUCAAACUCGUCCACACCUCUGCCUCGAUCCAGUCAACAACCGUGUUGUUCGACGUCGUCGAAGUCAGCUCCACAGACGACGGCAAAUGCCACCACCACCACCACGUCAUCAUCGUCAUCUCGGCGAACUCCUUGGCUGAUGAAGUCGAAAACGUUUCAACGUCAUUUAAAUCCAUCGGCUUCGACUGAGUCUAUCCAGCGUCAAGUCGACAAAAUAAUGGCAACGAUGCCAGUUCCAGAAGACGUUGCCAAAUUGCAACGAUCGUGGAAAUUACAACAGGAUGUGACGAUUCAGGUGGAUCAUCCCCAAAGCGACAUUCAACGAUGACGUUUCUGCUACCUCAUCGGAAUCGAAUUUCUUCCAUUUCUCCUUCAAGGAGAAAAAGUCUGUACAAAUGUAAAUAAUAAAUAUUUCUAUGCUGUGGCUCCUUAUUUCCCUUCUUUGCUUGAAAAUGACCUUUAG
Molecule: messenger RNA, 1101 nt
Organism: Haemonchus placei
Lineage: Eukaryota; Metazoa; Nematoda; Chromadorea; Rhabditida; Trichostrongylidae
Source: the annotation of a GenBank genome assembly